AUGUCCCGUAAGAAAAGCCUCUUUGCUUUCCCAUGGCCUUCUUGCUGCAAAGCAUUCCUUAUUCUAUGGAAUAGCCAUCAUGCGUCGCGCUCUCAUGACGGACUCACCACUUAUUUCAUCCGUACUGGCUCUUUAACGAUUUCGCAUCCCGAUGAUGAGACUAAAGCAAGAGACUUUUGGACAAGGUUUCGGAAUAGAUGUUCCUGGUGGGAAAGUGCAAGAAGUUUGGAUCCGGCCCCAGGGAUUAUUUCUGGGGAUAAGGUGCUUGGCCAUGAAGAUGAGGAAAUUGUGAGGAACUCGUCAAGGGCGACUUCGGAAGCUCGAACAAGUGCUAUUGCUGGCCUUAGAAAUGCAAGUCUCUCAAAGUUGUGA
This is a messenger RNA of Paracoccidioides lutzii Pb01, 372 nucleotides long. RefSeq lists its product as hypothetical. The transcript has 2 exons. The record is from RefSeq and is a predicted model, not a curated record. Bases 1 to 372 code for a protein of 123 amino acids.